Cladophialophora yegresii CBS 114405 is the source of this 3324-nucleotide messenger RNA. RefSeq lists its product as uncharacterized. Gene Ontology annotation, molecular function: protein binding; RNA binding. The record is from RefSeq and is a predicted model, not a curated record. The coding region runs from base 1 to 3324 and encodes 1107 amino acids. The transcript has a single exon. Gene Ontology annotation, biological process: positive regulation of rRNA processing; positive regulation of transcription by RNA polymerase I. Gene Ontology annotation, cellular component: nucleolus. NCBI's taxonomy places the organism in Eukaryota, Fungi, Ascomycota, Eurotiomycetes, Chaetothyriales, Herpotrichiellaceae.
AUGUCACCCUCCGGAAAGCGUGACGCGGUCACUGCUUUCAACGGUACGACCGAUGGUACUAGUCGUCCGAGGAAGAGGCAGAGAAGCCGCAGGAGCCUGAAAAACCAGGAAAAGAUCCCCCUAACGCCUGUCCAAGAUGAAAAACCCAAGGACCCAUCUCCUGCUUUCGAAAAGACGGAGGCGCUAGAGCAGCUGGAAAUUACACCACAGGAGACCGUGAAUGGCUUGAGCCGAAAGGAGAACGAGAAGGCGCUGCCGCAGGAACACAAGCAAAAACGUGCUGCAAAGCAACAAGCCAGACAAGAGCGACGGAAGAAAAUCAAAGCCGCUCCGAACGAGGUGACAGAGCAGCCCCCAUCUCUCGAACUUCAGGAGAUACGCUCACCAGAUACCGCAAUUGAGAAUGGCACGCAGAAAAACUCGGAUAUGGCGCUCCAAGCAGCUAGACAAACACCUUCGACGUCAUCGACUUCGCAGGAACGGGCAUUAGAAUUGUCCAAGAGGCUGAAGGAACGCGACGAGUUGCUCAAGCAGAAACGGAGCGACGCUGCCUCCAAAAAAUUGGCAGAAUUACCCAGGCAAGUCCUUGGGAAACAUGUGGUAGAGACAAAGCAACCAUCUCCCAAACGAGUCAGAGACACAAGGAAGAAGCUCAAGCCAGUGGUGAAGCCACGACGGGAGAGGCCACAAAAGGCGAAGGUCAACAAAGACGAAUGGUCGGUUGCCACUACCAGAGGCGGCAUAUUCAUCGACCAAGAUCCUCUUCUGACGGAUGACGACCAGCACCUGAUCCUCCCAACACAUUCGGAGAUUCAAGUCUAUUCUACCAAGACGUCCCUUCGCGUCCGCAGUCUUCGACUUGACUCGAAGUCGAAUAUCACUUCUUGCUCUCUUUCGACAUGCGACCGGAACAAAUUGUACGUCUCCUGUUCGAACGGACUGAUCUCUCUUUGGGAUUGGACUAGUGGCACAAGAUUAGCGGAGUUCAACAGCGGCAAGUGUGCGCGCCAAAUUCUUCCUUUGCAGUCUCAGGAAGCAGAUGAAGCAGUCCUACUCCUCCAAGACGAUGGCCCAGGGACUAAAAACCUCGUCGUCUAUCUCGUCAAUACAUCAAGGGGCACAUUUUCCGAAAAGCAGACGGUGCUCCGAGGAUCAGCCUUCUCACCUUGUGUAAGAUCCUAUGGUCACGGACGUGUCCUUGUCGCAUGUGUCGCCGACAGACUCCUAGUUGGCCAGUCACAACAUACGGAGGACCAAUACUUGGAGUUCUCUUACACAUGGAGAGAACUCACCACGCCGGGACCCGUCACUAGUUUCGACGCGCAGCUCAAAUCGGGCAAGUCCAAGACGUCGCGAAAAGUGCCCUACCUUGAUGUGGCUGUUGGUCUCAACGAUGGGGUCAUCAUGCACUACGAAGACAUCCUCUUCAAGCUCAUCGGGAUGGAGAAGAAGAACAAGACCAGUGCCGGAGACAUCACUGCGCGCAGGCUUCACUGGCACAGGACGGCCGUUAACACUGUGAAAUGGUCACGAGACGGGAAUUACAUCAUCUCUGGGGGCAAUGAGACCGUCCUCGUCAUCUGGCAGUUAGAUUCGAACCGGAGACAGUACCUACCGCAUCUGUCCACGCCGAUUCUGAACCUCACCGUCUCUGCCGUUGGUUCGGCUUACGGUCUUCGCCUGGCCGACAACUCGGUGAUGAUCCUCUCAACAGCGGAUCUGCUACCGUCUACGAACGUCACUGGCCUCGCACUGGGCCAGCCUUCUCAGACUUCCUCCACACUCCUCCUCCAUCCCCGUACGCCUAAUCGUCUCCUCGCGGCCAUCUCGUGUGAUUCCUUCCACAGCAAGCUUCCUACAUUUCUGCAAGUCUACGACCUCGAUUCGUCUCUGCAGCUGACCCGCCAAGCCCUGACACGAAACAUGGUCACAGCCUCGAAUGUGGCGCCAUCUGGUCUACCCGUAAGGGAGCCCAGCGUUACGUGUAUGGAUCUCAGCCAUGAUGGGAAAUGGCUCGCCACGAUUGACCAGUGGACGCCUCAUGAACAAGAUCUUGAGACCAUGUAUGUCAACUCUGACGACAAGGCCCUCCGUGGUAGAGCGAUUGAGACGAAUCUGCGCAUCUGGCUAUGGAACGAGUCCUCCGACAAUUUCGAACAAGUUACUCGAAUCGACGAGCCUCAUAAAGCGGGACCAAAUUCCGUGCUCGGUUUGCACUUUAACCCUGCGAGGCUCGAACUCGCGACAAUAGGAGCAGAUGGGAACGUCCGUAUCUGGACAGCGAAAGCACGUCAUAGAAACGGCAUCGCCGUGCGCAAUAACGCGAACGACCAGCUAUACACGUGGACAAGUUCUCGAGCCGUCCAUUGCAAUGACAACGCCUUAUCCGAGGCUGAGCCCGCAACGUCCGCAGCACUCGCUUACGGCGAAGACGGCUCUGUCAUAGCUGCUUCCUGGUCGUUUCCUAUACCCGCCGCACACUCCGCUAUAAAAUCCACGACGCAUACACGCUUCGUCCACCUGAUUGAUCCCUCUUCCGGGAGCAUCGCAUUUUCUGCUCCGUCCCUCCUGUCGGCUGGGUAUGCGAAACUCCUCUUCAAUGGUCGCUAUCUCCUCGCUUUGUCGUCAAAGCUUGGGAUCUUCGACACCAUACUGUGUGAGGAAGUACCAUCCUCACUCGAGCUUGGAGAGGCGUACACUCCGCCAAAGAGCAACGCGCCGAUAUUUCUGGCCCGAAACAAAUAUGAUGGAACUGUUGCAGUUGGGGUAGGGAAGAGUGAGAGGCCUCGAGGAUAUAAAGUCUCGGUCUUGGAGUUCAACGACAUCACUGCCGGAGGAAUGCCUGCGGAUGCAGGGGCAGGAGUAGGAGUGAGCGUGAAAGUCGUGUAUCAAGGGCAAUUCACCGGGGUGUUGAAAGGUUUACUCGCCCUGACCAGCGGAGCAGGGUUCUUGAUGAUUGAUGAACGUAAUCAGACAAGGGUAUUAAGACAGACUGGCUCCGCGAAGGAGGCAUUGACGGUCACACGAAGUGUCGGCGGAAGAAGGGGAGCCGAGACCGAGGAGGUAACAAGGAGCUUGGACUCGAUCUUUGGUCGCCGACCUGUUCCCGCAGUUGCAAUUGACGGAGCAGAUCCUGCGAGAGGCCUCUUGGCGGCGCCGGAAGAGACGACGGCGAAGCAGAUGCAGAAGCAGAUGCAAGUGCAGCCACAGACUGAGAUGGUGGAAGGAGGAUUGGAUGCCGUCCUGCGCUUCCCUUCGUCAGCCAUGGCGCCCAGUCCGGCAGAGCUGUUCCAGCGUGUCGUCAGUGUCAUGGCACGUGGUUGA